CAUGCGUGUGGUUAUGGCGGGCGAUCCCGAGGGCUUCUACAACCUCCUCCAUCGCCUAUGCUGGCAUGCCGAUACGCUGCUGCAGCUGUCGGAGCUGUACCGCCAUCGCGAGGAGCAUGCGACUGCGGUGGACUUCGUGGACCGUGCACUCUUCACCUAUGAGCGUGCAAUGCUCGGCGCGUUCAACCUCACUUCUGGCGUGAACCGCCUCGAUUUCGAUCACGUUGAGACGCGUCCGUUCUUCCUGGCUGUCCAUCGUCAGGUCGCAGACUUGCAACGUCGCGGAUGUUUCCGUACUUCUUUCGAGUUCGCGCGACUGCUUUAUGCACUCGACCCAUGGAACGAUCCCCACGGCGCGCUGCUUCAUCUCGAUUUCCUGCCCUUCAAGGCCCACCAGACAGAGUGGUUGCUCUCAGUCUGGGACGUCUUCGCGUCGUGGAAGAAGCAGGAGCCAGACAAGCUCGUAAAGCGCAUGGACCCGACCUUGCUUCCGGGCUGGAGCUACUCGCGGGCGUUGGCACUGUUCAUCAAGGAAAAGGGGGAGAAAUCGAAGAACCAUGACGAGAGCACGGCGGCGUUGGUGGACGCUGUCAAGGCUUUUCCUCCAGUAGUGUCGCUGCUGGCUGACAAGUUAGAGGUGUCAUUACCGGAGUCGCUGCGCUCGCAUCGCAUAUUCAGAAUUGAGACGGAUGCGAGGUAUGUGUGUUGGGCUCUCUCGUGCAUCACUGACGAACAUGUUCAGCCACCUUUCCGGCCCCGAUGCGAUCAUGCACCUACUUUGCCACCAAUACGUGCAGCGCGCCUUCUCCGUCUGGCAGGAUGAUGCGUAUAUU
Molecule: messenger RNA, 833 nt
Organism: Schizophyllum commune H4-8
Lineage: Eukaryota; Fungi; Basidiomycota; Agaricomycetes; Agaricales; Schizophyllaceae
Product: DUF654-domain-containing protein
Exons: 4
Biological process (GO): rescue of stalled cytosolic ribosome; ribosome-associated ubiquitin-dependent protein catabolic process
Cellular component (GO): RQC complex
Source: RefSeq, a predicted model, not a curated record